GAGCACCCCACCCCGAGUCGCUGACGCCCGCCGGCCGCUCCACCCCCGCGCCUGGUUUUCUUCCUCCCCCGAUCCAGCUCCGCGUCGCCCCUGCGGUCUGCGAGGGCGCCCGAUUCGCCACCCCAAAACCCGGGUUUAUUUCGCGCCUCCGCCAUCGGCUAAUUGGGGAUUCGCGCGGCCGAGUGAGAUUCCGCCGUUCAAAUCGAAUUGCGCCGCUUGUGACGACCUUCAGUGAUGGCUGAUACAGCGCGAGCGGCGGAUGGAGAAGGAGGAGGAUGCGGCGGGGGCGGCGGCGGCGGAGGUGGUGGUGCCGAUCGGCGCGCAGAAGCACGACCCGGCGUGGAAGCACUGCCUGAUGGUGCGCUCCGAGGGUCGCGUGCGCCUCAAGUGCGCCUACUGCGGCAAGCACUUCCUCGGCGGCGGCAUCCACCGCUUCAAGGAGCACCUCGCGCGCCGCCCCGGCAACGCCUGCUGCUGCCCCAAGGUGCCCCGCGACGUCCAGGACACCAUGCUCCGCAGCCUCGACGCCGUCGCCGCCAAGAAAAUGCACCGCAAGCUCUCCUCCUCCCUCGCGUCCCACGACAUCAAGCGCUUCGCCAACGCCGGCGCCGAGACCGCCGACGCCACACCACCCUUCGCCGGAGAGACGGAGAGCCCCAUCCACAUGAUCCCGCUCAACGAGGUGCUCGACUUCGAGCCGGUGCCGCUCGAAGAGAGGCCUCCGGAGAGCACGGAGACGAGGACGAGGGGGAGUGUUAGUAAGAAGAAGAGGAAGGCGGCGGUGAGUCACGCCUCUACUCCCCCACUUGCUCCUCAGACUCAGCAGCAGCCUCUUCAGCCUACUCCUCAGACCAAUCCUCUUCAUCAGGUUGUGAUGGCAGUCGACGCAGUUGCGCCCACGUCUGGGCCUUUCGGUUCUGCUGCCUUGGACAAGGAGCAGGUUUGCAUGGCAAUCGGCAGGUUCUUGUAUGACGCCGGUGUGCCAUUGGAGGCAGUGAAUUCUGUCUACUUCCAGCCAAUGCUCGAAGCCAUUGCUUCAGCAGGAGGGAGGCCUGAGGCACUCUCAUACCAUGACUUUCGUGGUCGCAUUCUUAAGAAGUCACUGGAUGACGUGACGGCUCAGCUUGAGUUCUUCAAGGGGUCAUGGACCAGGACGGGCUGCACGGUGUUGGCUGAUGAGUGGACGACUGAUAAAGGUAGAACCUUGAUAAACUUUUCAGUGUAUUGCCCGGAAGGUACUAUGUUUCUGAAAUCGGUAGAUGCAACCGGUAUUGUUGCAUCGUCAGAUGCACUGUUUGAGUUACUGAAGAAUAUUGUUGAGGAAGUUGGCAAGAAGAAGGUUGUCCAAGUAAUCACAAACAACUCUGAGAUUCAUGCAGCGGCAGGAAAAAAACUAGACGAAACAUUUCCCACAUUGUUCUGGUCUCCUUGCACUUUUCAGUGCAUCGAUGGCAUGCUCGAAGAUUUCAGUAAGGUGGGGGCAAUCAGCGAGAUAAUAGGUAAUGCGAAGGCCAUCACGGGAUUUGUCUACAACAGCACAUUUGCAUUGAAUCUGAUGAAGAAGUAUCUGCAUGGGAAGGAUCUGCUAGUUCCUGCAGAGACUCGAGCUGCUAUGAACUUUGUCACACUGAAGAACAUGUACAGUGUAAAGGAGACUUUGCAAGCCAUGGUCAACUCGGAUGAAUGGAUACACUUCUUGCUGCCAAAGAAAGGAGGGAUCGAAGUGAGCAAUCUUGUUAGUAGUUUGCAGUUUUGGUCCUCUUGUGCUGCAGUCGUUCGUAUCACCGAACCACUUGUGCAUCUUCUUAAGCUAGUCAGUAGUAACAAGAGGCCUGCUAUGGGGUACGUUUAUGCUGGAUUGUAUCAGGCCAAAGCUGCAAUCAAGAAAGAGCUGGUGAGCAAGAACGACUACAUGGCUUACUGGAAUAUUAUUGACUGGAGAUGGGAUAACCACACACCACGGCCACUUCAUUCAGCUGGUUUCUUCCUGAACCCACUAUUUUUUGAUGGAAUUCGAGGUGACAUAUCAAAUGGAAUCUUCUCGGGAAUGCUAGACUGCAUAGAAAGGCUGGUUUCUGAUGUGAAAAUCCAAGACAAAAUCCAGAGAGAGCUCAACAUGUACCGGAGUGAGGCAGCAGGGGAUUUUCGCAGGCAAAUGGCUGUCCGAUCUAGGCGUACUUUACCUCCUGCUGAGUGGUGGUAUACAUAUGGAGGAGCUUGCCCAAAUUUGACACGUCUAGCAGUCCGUAUUCUCAGUCAAACCUGCAGUGCUAGAGGAUGUGACCGGACAUUCAUUCCUUUCGAACAAAUUCAUGACGAAAGAUUGAAUAAUUUUGAGCGUCAACGAAUGCAUCAUCUCACUUUUGUUCAAUACAACCUGCGGCUACAACAAAGACAACAACGCAAGGCGAAAGCAUUUGAUCCUGUCUCAGUGGACUACAUAGACAUAGUUGAUGAAUGGGUUGUGGAUAGAGCUGCACUGUUCCCUAGCCCAGCCGAGCAGCCAAACUGGAUGGAGAUUAAUCAGCCAGUCAUCCGAAUCACGUCCAGGGAACCAAAUGAAGAUGAAUUUGAAUCCUUCACUGAAGGAGUUGAUGACGAAAUGAUCCAACGUGCAGCGCAGGGCAUCCAGGAAGAUGACGAUGACCCUGCUUGUGGCUGAGGCUAGCUAUAAAUGAACUAGUCGGCUAACCUGUAAGCUGAUGUUGUAUGGACAAAAUCUGGCGUUGCCUGUCAUGAUUUUCCAAGUAGCAACAAGUAUAUGCUUCUUAUUUUGUAAUUUAUACUUACUGUCUGUUUUGCUCCUUAAGAUAUUUAGAGUUCAGAUAUCUUCCGUA
This is a messenger RNA of Phragmites australis (common reed), 2837 nucleotides long. RefSeq lists its product as uncharacterized. Gene Ontology annotation, molecular function: DNA binding; protein dimerization activity. NCBI's taxonomy places the organism in Eukaryota, Viridiplantae, Streptophyta, Magnoliopsida, Poales, Poaceae. The record is from RefSeq and is a predicted model, not a curated record. The coding region runs from base 260 to 2662 and encodes 800 amino acids. The transcript is spliced from 5 exons.